CCGGUUUCUGGAGGCCGGCAACGAGCGGCAACAGCGCGACCGCAUCGGCCGGCUCAAGAACGACUGUCUGGGCGAGCUCUGGAACAUCACAGUGAGAAUGCACGUGUUACAUGAAUUAAAUUGGACGAAAUUAGUAUACGAACCGCUGCACAAGUUCGAGACUCAGAUCAUAUCAACGAAAAACAUACAAGGAUACGACAGCAAAAACACGGAACAGUGGUCAUUAACAGGCGCGUUAUUAUACUCGGUCACAGUUAUCACAACGAUCGGCUACGGUAAUUUGGCACCGAAAACACCAGAAGGCAAAAUCGUAACUAUGGUCUACGCAUUAUUCGGCGUGCCGCUAAUGUUGCUGUGCAUAUCAAAUCUGGGGUCCCUGUUGGCCGGCACUUUUCAGUUCGCAUACUCCCACUCGUGCUGUUUCUCCAAAAGGAAAUCGGGAAAUCGGCGAGAAAAGUCAUCGAAAAAAUCUCCAUCGGCAGUUGGGGGAGGGUCAGUGCAACACACUCCACCACCUCCACAACAGUGCAACACAAGUCAUCACCAAAGGGCAGAAUUGUCGCCUAAAUCACGAAAACAGCAAAUAGGUAGCAACGGAGGAAGACCUGUAUACCGUUUGACGUCCGAGGCCAAACAUGUCCUGUGUGAAUGCGCUGAAUACCAACUCGCCAACUCGCCAACACACGACCACGUGGCAGCGCAUAUCCUCAGGCAACUGGGCGAUCGUCCAGACUUGCCGGCGACGACAGCGAAACACGAAGAAUACACAUACGACGACAGUGUUGGCGAUGACGACAACAGCGAAGACUGUUAUCAAUGUCAAAUGUACAGCGGAACGCACGGAACGCCCAGCCGACUGCCGCUGCUAAGCGGCAACCGUCAACAGCAGCGGCGGCGUGGCGGUGGCGCGGACAAGGACCGACGACACAGCGCCGCCUCGUCCGAACACUAUCGUCGCGAGGUCGCUGCGGCGGCGGCGGCCGCUGCCGCUGCGGCCGCCGUGGCCGCGACCAACAGCAAGCGGCCGAACAAGAGGCGCAACGGCGCUCCGCCCGGCGUACCGGUGGCCCUGGUGCUGCUCGUGUUGACCGGUUACAUCUGUCUGGGCGCGGCCGUGUUCGCCGCCUGGGAGGGCUGGACGUUCAUCGACGGCGCGUACUUCUGCUUCGUCACGCUGUCCACGAUCGGGUUCGGCGACCUGGUGCCCGGAAAAUCGUUCCAGGGCACCGACACGCAAAACGGUCAGCUGCAGCUGGUCGCGUGCUGCGGUUACCUGCUGUUCGGCCUGGUCCUGAUCGCCAUGUCGUUUUCGCUCGUCCAGGAGGAGGUGGUGUCGAAGUGCCGGCACGUCGCCCGCUACGUGGGCCUACUCAAACAGCCGCCCCGGCCCGGCACGCAGCCGUACGCCCUGUAAUGCCAACCGCACAUCCCCGGACCGCCCGCGCCCCGCGUCCUCCCCGCCCGUAACCACAGUCGGCCCUUAUCUCAUCUCGUGCGCUAAAAAAAAAAAAAAAAAACGAAAAAAAAAAAAUGAAAAACCAGUCAGAAUUUAAAAACGCGUCCGAAAACGUUGUGCGCGCCCUGCGCAAAGCAUAAUCAGACCACGACAGCACCGCGUCACGCGUUGUACCCGACGAGUACAGAACGACAAAACCUACUUUUGAAUACGCUGUCAAACGAGACCAACAAUUAGUAGGCAAUAGCCUUUCCCGUAGCAGCCCGUCCGUACCGAUUUGUGUCGAAAGCCCGACGUUUGCAAUUUUGAACUUUCCGGGACGCUGUCGUUUUUCUCGGGAGGGGGGGGGCUGUGGGGAAAACGAUGUGAUGAGAACCAGCUGUUGCACACGUUUCAAUAUAGGUAAUAUUAAAACGGAAUUCGCAUCUACAAACCGCACCCGACAGUAUCACUCGAUCGAUCGCUACGAUAUGUGCGUUGUGUGCGAUAAUGUGACGUACGAUCUAUAAUACGUUUACCAACGCUGUUUUUAUAAUUUGAAAACCCUCGACUUUAGCUCGGCGCGAGUGAGUCUGUACCCCGAACUCUCCAUAAAGUAUAGCGUACAUUAUACGGUCGUAUAAGGAAACAACCCCUACGGCGACCGAUUUCCUCUCACCUUUUUACUUGAUCGCUUUCUCUCGCCCUCUCUCACUGUGUGUGUUCGUGUGCUCUACUGCUCUGUCAGCCUCUCGCACAACUUGCUGUCUGGUAUGCCCGAAACGCGCACACCUGUUGACAUGAAAUUUUAUGUAAAUACGCAGAAGUUUUUGAAUCGUCUCCAUAUCAUUGGUAGGUACCUACAACGAAUAAUUUAUUCGAACACGGUUCCCAAACAUCGUUGUUGCAAUUAUUGUUCAACGAUUUGUUCAAAAGUCUUAGCAAACAAAAAUCACUUUCACGCCAUAACGUUAUAUCUAUUAUUACAAUAAUAUUAUAUUGUUGUGACACGCUGUGUAAAUUACCUACUGGGAAACGUUGGUUUGGACGAGUACCUAACGACUAAUAUUACUGACACGUAGCCUAUUAUACUAUUUGCGUUGUGUCCAUCACUCCGUUCUAAACUAAAUAUACCUGCUUGACAUUUUCCUCCGUAUGAAAAAAAUAUAUCACCCGUACAACUGCUGCGAACGACGUUUAUAAGCUUAAAAAAGUUGAUUUAUUAUAUUAUUGUGUUAUGUUGACGUUUUUUAAAACUAGUUUUAUUCUUUAUGAUGCAUAAGUAUUAUCAUAUCGGAAUAGAUGCCUCCUAUUUAUUGCUGUAUCAAACAAAAACUGAAAAACCACGUACCUUUAUAAAAUUAUCGUUUUCUAGUCAAAUGUACCUAUAAAAUUAUUGUAUU
This is a messenger RNA of Melanaphis sacchari, 2838 nucleotides long. RefSeq lists its product as uncharacterized. NCBI's taxonomy places the organism in Eukaryota, Metazoa, Arthropoda, Insecta, Hemiptera, Aphididae. Gene Ontology annotation, biological process: potassium ion transmembrane transport; stabilization of membrane potential. The transcript has 6 exons. Gene Ontology annotation, molecular function: potassium ion leak channel activity. The record is from RefSeq and is a predicted model, not a curated record. The coding region runs from base 98 to 1414 and encodes 438 amino acids. Gene Ontology annotation, cellular component: membrane.